AUGCGCGUGGACGACAACACGAGCCCGCCCGUCGCUUACGGACGGCCGCAAGUCGCGGCCGCAGUGGGGCGACCGAUGGUGGCCGGCGGUGCGGUCGAAAUGACGACGACGGGCGUCGCCCAUGUCGCUCCUGCUGUGAUGCGCCGCAACGAUGGGGUCGACGCGCUCGGCUUUGUGCUUCUGGAGCGGCAAUCGCCCACCGACGCUCGCCGCCUCGCUGGCGUCUAUGUCUCGUGCUCCUGGUUGUGUCUGCCGUGGCCACUGCUGUCCUGCCGCAAGUUCUCUGCGCCCGACGAGGACACGCUUCGCGCAGACUGCUGCGGCGGCGGUUGCGGCGGGGAGGAAGCGCCUGUGUACAAGCGCGACAUGGACGAAGACGGCUAUCCGGGUCCGCCCAACGCCUUCUCCAGCGUCACCGUUGGCGCCGCUCCUUCCACCUUUGAAUUUGGUUCAUGCAAUGGCUUCUGCGCCGGCUCCUCCGACCACACUUGCUACCUCCGCAUCUUCUAG
Molecule: messenger RNA, 510 nt
Organism: Emiliania huxleyi CCMP1516
Lineage: Eukaryota; Haptophyta; Isochrysidales; Noelaerhabdaceae
Exons: 1
Coding region: 1-510 (169 amino acids)
Source: RefSeq, a predicted model, not a curated record